UGAAAUGCAACUUUCUAUCUUUUUACAAACAGUAGGCUGUUGUUAUUGCGGUAACCCCAGCCAUGGUGGUGAUGGAAAGCAUUUGAUGUUCAUGUGAAGGUUGGAUGGGACCAUAACGUUUAUUACAACGAGAUCCGAUACCGCUUUGAGCUGAAAAGUAUACCAUGGAUACAACAGUGAGGAGUCUUCACGGCCUCUUCCAGAGCCUACGGGCUCAGGUGGAGUUGCUCAGCGAGGGUGUUGAGCCACAGUUUGUUCAGAUGGCACUGAAUUUCGAGGACUGUAGACGCAAAUGGCUGAAAUUGGAGCAGGACUUCUGUUCCUGUAAAGAGGUGCUGGCUAAAGUCGAGACUGAGAGAGGUGCUCUGGAAGUGAAGCUCAAACACGCCCGGAAUCAGGUGGACGUUGAGAUUCGUAGGCGGCAGAAGGCAGAGGCGGAUUGUGAGAAAUUGGACCGCCAAAUCCAGUUGAUACGUGAGUUGCUGGUUUCCGAGGGCUCGAGUAACAGCAUCCAGCUGAAUGAAGAGCAACGCUCUGCCUUGGCCUUCCUCAAUUUCCGAUCUCCUGCUCCCGCCAACCUCAACACCAGCCGAAGAUUGACAACCAUAGAUGAGUCUGCUUCCAUUUUGUCUGACAUCAGUUUUGACAAGACUGAUGACUCACUGGACUGGGAUUCCUCCUUGGUCAGAAAUGUUCGGCUCAAGAAGCGACAAAAAAGACGGUCAUCCAGAAACCACACAGAAGGCCCUGUUAAUGGUGCAAAGAAGUCUCGCUCAACUGGCCGCACAUCAGACAAGGGUAAUGAGUCACUGGUGGCAAAGACCACUGUGACGGUGCCUGCUAAUGGAGGACCCAUUGAGGCUGUUUCUACUAUUGAAUCUGUACCAUACUGGACCCGCAGCAGGAGAAAGACAGCACAGGACUGGGACACAGACUCCAUCCAGUCCAAUGAUACAGUGUUCAAGCAGCCAGGCCGGCCUGAGAGACAGAUUUCUACCUCCACACUACCCAGCACUCCUAGCAACAAUGGGGGCCUGCGCCUGCAUGAGUUUGUCUCCAAAACGGUGAUCAAACCUGAAUCCUGUGUGCCCUGUGGCAAGAGGAUCAAGUUUGGGAAGAUCUCUCUGAAGUGCCGAGACUGCCGCGUGGUGUCCCACCCUGAGUGCCGCGAGCGCUGUCCGCUGCCAUGCAUACCAACCAUGGCUGGCACCCCAGUUAAGAUUGGCGAGGGCAGUCUGGCGGACUACGUGUCGGGCUCGUCUCCCAUGAUCCCCUCUCUGGUGGUCCACUGUGUGAAUGAGAUUGAGCAGCGCGGCCUGAACGAGGCUGGACUGUACCGGCUGUCUGGAGCUGAGAGAACAGUCCGUGAGCUGAAGGACAAGUUCCUGCGUGGGAAGACUGUCCCGCUGCUCAGCAAGGUGGACGAUAUCCACGCCAUCACAGGCCUUCUGAAGGACUUCCUGAGGAACCUGCGGGAGCCUCUGCUCACCUUCCGGCUCAAUCGGACCUUCAUGGAUGCUGCAGAGGUGGGCGAUGAGGACAACAGCAUUGCCCUGAUGUACCAGACCAUCAGCGAUCUGCCGCAGCCCCACCGUGACACUCUGGCCUUCCUGGUCAUUCAUCUGCAGAGAGUUGCCCAGAGUUCAGCUACUAAAAUGAAUGUCACCAAUCUGGCACGAGUGUUUGGACCCACGAUUGUGGGUCAUGCAGUGCCUGACCCAGAACCCAUGACAAUUCUCCAGGACACCAAACGCCAGCCAAAGGUGGUGGAGCGCCUCCUUGCCCUGCCCACCGAGUACUGGAGCCAGUACAUGAUGGCGGAGAAUGACCAGGACCACCACCUUGAUCACAUGAUCAUUGAGAACAGCAACUGCUAUGCCACGCCAGACCACAAAGUGAGCAUGCUGGGACCGCUCACCACUCCAGAGCACCAGAUAACCAAGACUCCGUCCUCCAGCUCCCUAUCCAGCCGUAUGAUGAACAAGAUCACUCCCAAGUUUGGCAGCAAGAGUAAAUCGGCAGUGGGCUUCAACCGGCAGGGAACUUUCUUCGCUUCUCCACUCCUGAAGUAGUCCCAGUCCGACUAUUGAAGCUGGCCCAGCUACUGGCUGCCAAUUUCAGGCUACAGUUUUUAUAUGUACUAUUGUAUGCUCCUGUCUAGUGCUAAUACCUUAUCUUUUGUUUUUACUCUUAUAUCUGUCAGUGUAUCAAAGUAGAUUGUUAUUGUUGUGAUUAUGUACAUAGUAGGUUUUAUAGAUGUUUGGUCCUCAAAUAUUUUGAAUCAACCAAAGGGAAGCUGCCGCUGAACAAACACCCGUAGUGUCCCAUGCAGUGUCAGUCAAGUAUGAGUGUCUGUCAUCAAGAUACUCUGACAGGUUGACUACUGUGCAAUGGGACAAUGACAAAAGGACUUUUUAUUUGUGCAGAUUUGUGCUGUGUUUUGUAGAAUUGCUCUGUAUUUUUCUAGCUGGCUUUUGCGAGUGUUGUACUAGGCAAGGUAAAUCUGUAAAGUCUAACCUAUUUUGUUGUUGAAGCAUUUGAAGGAUAUCUAAUGUUUUCUUUUUUUUAUUUUAUUUAAUUUUAUAAGAAAAAAGUAGUCCCUCAAAUUGACUUGCACACCUACUACUGUCAGUACGUCAUGUUAUGUGAUGGUCCUUUAGUCCGUUUUUUUUUUUUACCUGGUCUUUUAAAGUAAUUUCAUUUUGGAUCACCAUUUCAACUCGCAUUAUAUUUACAAAUGCAAAUGUAUAUUCUUUGUUAGUCAGUUGUCUGGAAAAGCACUUAUCCAAAUUGGCAAUACAAACCCCAGAAUGA
Alosa alosa (allis shad) is the source of this 2814-nucleotide messenger RNA. It is a transcript of the gene racgap1, whose product is annotated as Rac GTPase activating protein 1. Gene Ontology annotation, biological process: signal transduction. Lineage: Eukaryota; Metazoa; Chordata; Actinopteri; Clupeiformes; Clupeidae. The transcript is spliced from 17 exons. The coding region runs from base 165 to 2072 and encodes 635 amino acids. The record is from RefSeq and is a predicted model, not a curated record.